UUAAAUUCCAGGUCACAGCGUUGCAGUGACAAAAAGCUUCCUAAUUAAGCUACCUUUUCACUCCUUUCUUCUCCCUUUCAUCAAUCCAUUGUGUGUUCUGUGUUUUGCCGAUCAUAACAGAACAACCAUGGGAGGAGGCAAUGGCCAGAAAUCCAAGAUGGCGCGUGAGAGAAACAUGGAGAAAAAUAAAGCUUCCAAAGGAAGCCAGCUAGAGGCGAACAAGAAGGCCAUGAACAUCCAGUGCAAGGUGUGCAUGCAGACAUUCAUUUGUACCACAUCGGAGGUUAAGUGCCGGGAACAUGCUGAAGCCAAGCAUCCCAAGGCUGAUGUCUUUGCUUGUUUUCCUCAUCUUAAAAAGUGACCAUUACAUUUUGUACAACAUGCCUAUGUAAUACUGCGUUCACCAACCAACUAUAGUUGGUUAACCAAACUAUUCAUAACAUAUUUCUCAAAGUUAAUGUCAGAUGUUAGCUAAUUCCAAGUUAAUCUGAGAUUAAGAUUAUAAAUGAGUUAUUAUGA
Messenger RNA from Vigna angularis (adzuki bean), 519 nucleotides. RefSeq lists its product as uncharacterized. The transcript has 3 exons. The record is from RefSeq and is a predicted model, not a curated record. NCBI's taxonomy places the organism in Eukaryota, Viridiplantae, Streptophyta, Magnoliopsida, Fabales, Fabaceae. Bases 128 to 361 code for a protein of 77 amino acids.